Messenger RNA from Closterium sp. Naga37s-1, 645 nucleotides. The record is from the annotation of a GenBank genome assembly. Lineage: Eukaryota; Viridiplantae; Streptophyta; Zygnematophyceae; Desmidiales; Closteriaceae.
AUGGCUGAUUCAGUGCAACUCGCGCAUGCAUCCACCCACCCACCUGUCUAUUCCUUCCAUAUUGUCACACAUCUCACUUUACACCUCUUCCCGCAUACCCUGCCGCCCAUUUGUCCCGCCCACCGCACCACAGCAGCAGGUCUGCACCCCACGGCGGUGCUGAAUGCUGUGCCCGCGCGGCAGCAGGCACAUGUGUGGGUGGUGGGGGGCGUGCUGGCGGGGGUGGUGUAUCUGCACUGCCACGCCAUGCACCGCCCCCUCCUCGCCCUCACUGCCGACGUGCUCCUCGUCCUCACCACUGCCGCCGCCCUGCUCGCCCUCCUCUCACGCGCCCUCAACCUCCCCCCACUGCUGCACACAGCGCGCCCCUGGCAGGUGUCGGAGGGGGCAGCGGAGGCGGUGGUGGCGGCGGGGGCCAACGUGCUGGGGGCAGCGGAGGGCGUGCUGCGAGUGGCUGCCAGCGGCUCCGACGUGCGCCUCUUCGUCAAGGUGCUGCUCUUCCUCUACAUCACAGCAGCUGUCGGUCGCAUCGCCUCCCUCGCCACCAUCAUCUUCUUCUGUGUUAUCAGCAGCUUCACGGUCUCCCUCCUACGUUCCCUUGCAUCCUCCGUUGCUGGUCUUGUCAACGCCCGCACUACAAUGUGA